AUGCUCAAUGAUCGUGUGUGCAUCAAGUCCGGCGGUAGCUUCAGAGAUAUCCUAUCUGUCGGUUACUUCACUUCAUGCUGCAAUCCUGCUAAUGGAUGUCCCAAAGCGAAGGGCUGUCAGGGUGGCAACCUGCUUGAAGGUCUGAACUUCCUGAAAAAUCAUGGCAUUGUUACUGGUAAGAAUAUUCAACUCAGAUCACUCAAGUUGGGUGAGUUUGAGACCGGCAUCGACUCCUCUUCGGAUUAG
Messenger RNA from Perkinsus marinus ATCC 50983, 246 nucleotides. RefSeq lists its product as hypothetical. Gene Ontology annotation, biological process: proteolysis. The record is from RefSeq and is a predicted model, not a curated record. Bases 1 to 246 code for a protein of 81 amino acids. Gene Ontology annotation, molecular function: cysteine-type peptidase activity. NCBI's taxonomy places the organism in Eukaryota, Perkinsozoa, Perkinsida, Perkinsidae. The transcript has 2 exons.